GAUGAGGCAGAUUGAUGAAGAGAAAGAAAGGGUCUGCGUAACUGGUGCAGGGGGAUAUGUGGCAUCAUGGGUCGUCAAGUUUCUGCUCACAAAGGGUUACAUUGUUCAUGGAAGUGUUAGAGACCCCUGCAAUGAAGAAAAGAAUGGUCAUUUGAAGAAACUGGAAAACGCUGUAGAGAAUCUGCGGCUCUUUAAGUCAGAUUUGCUUGACUAUGAAUCUCUCAGUGCUGCCAUUGCCGGCUGCACCGGGGUUUUCCAUGUUGCCUCUCCAGUUCUAUCUGGCCCUACUUUCUCUAAUCCUCAGAAAGAAGUUCUUGAACCAGCAAUAAUAGGAACCAGGAAUGUACUAAAUGCAUGUUUGAAGGCUAAAGUGAAGAAGGUGGUGGUUGUGUCAACUGCUGGUGCUGUUAUACUCAACCCUAAUUGGCCCAAGGAUCACCCCAUGGACGAAAACUGUUGGACUGACACCGAAUUUUGCAAAAAUAUUGUUAAUUGGUAUUGCCUAGGAAAAACUAUAGCAGAAAGUGAGGCUGUGGAGUUUGGGAGGAGAAGUGGACUCAACAUUGUCACAGUUUGUCCAUCCAUUGUCAUCGGGCCAUUGCUGCAAUCAACAAUGAAUGCUAGCAGCUUACUUCUCCUACAUUAUUUGAAAGAUGGACGCGAUACAAUGGAAAAUCCAGAUUGUCCACUUGUAGACGUGCGUGAUGUAGCUGAAGCGCUUCUACUAGUGUAUGAAAAGCCCGAGGCAGAGGGAAGACAUAUAUGUUCUUCAUACACAAUUCGAUCACAGGUUUUGGUUGACAAGUUGAAGACAAUGUAUCCCAAUUACAAUUACCCCAAAAAUUUUACAGAGGUGAAGGAAGAGAUAAAGUUGAGUUCAAAGAAGUUGCAGAAUUUGGGUUGGAAAUAUAGGCCAUUAGAAGAGACUAUUACUGAUGCUGUCAAGAAUUUUGAAGAAAAUGGCCUGCUGGUGCCCAAACAUUAAACCAUCAUUCUGUUGAAACAUCUUCUAAUUAUGUAUGAUUUAUAUAUAUACAUAUCUAUUGAAUUUGUCGUGAGGGAAAAAUAAGAGAAUUAAUUAAAAGUUGAAUUUAGGAGUCAAGUUAUGUACGCUGUGAAUUUUAUACAGAAAUAAUCUCAAGAGAGACAAAAUAAUGUUGUUGUGGUAUGAACUACAGUGC
Molecule: messenger RNA, 1181 nt
Organism: Camellia sinensis
Lineage: Eukaryota; Viridiplantae; Streptophyta; Magnoliopsida; Ericales; Theaceae
Product: cinnamoyl-CoA reductase 1
Molecular function (GO): oxidoreductase activity, acting on the CH-OH group of donors, NAD or NADP as acceptor
Source: RefSeq, a predicted model, not a curated record